AUAAUAUUUUGAAUUGCACACGCGACAAACCGGAAGUUGUGGUAAAAAAAGACCAUGGCGGCUCUAACAAGGUUUGGAGAGUCGCUGUGCAAAGUCUGUCAAAGACAUCUGGCACAUCAGUAUCAAACAAUGUCCAGCAAAACAUCACUGACACGCUGCCGUAGAAAGAUUUAUGUCCGCCAGUAUCCCACAACUGUAGUCUAUCCAGAUGGCUCUACCAUCACAGUGCGAUACAAGGAACCCAGAAAACUCAUCACGUUACCUAUCAAUGUCAGCGAGUUAUCAGAGGAAGAAGCAAAUGCAGUGAUUCUAAAAAGAACACCACGGAAAAAGAUUAAAGUUGUUGAAGAAUUUGAGGAUGACUUUGACUCUAGUGCGUACAGCCAUAUAUGGAAAAAGAAAUCUGUGAAAAUGUGAAACAUUGACAAACUUUAAAUGCUGAAAAACGUAUUCAUGUGUAAUGUACUUGAACUGGAAGUGAUUUUAUAUAGUUUUGUGAAAGUAAGAGUGUAAAAUAAAUGUCUAAUUAUCUCA
Messenger RNA from Mizuhopecten yessoensis (Yesso scallop), 534 nucleotides. RefSeq names its product 39S ribosomal protein L55, mitochondrial-like. Gene Ontology annotation, cellular component: mitochondrial large ribosomal subunit. Gene Ontology annotation, molecular function: structural constituent of ribosome. The record is from RefSeq and is a predicted model, not a curated record. Bases 55 to 417 code for a protein of 120 amino acids. Lineage: Eukaryota; Metazoa; Mollusca; Bivalvia; Pectinida; Pectinidae. The transcript is spliced from 3 exons. Gene Ontology annotation, biological process: translation.